AAAAACUGUAAAUGAUGGUCCAACUACUUCAUAUUAUUAUUUUUUCACCGCUCGCUCGCUAGGAUCACCAAAAUUAUAGGAAAAAAUGAUAAAACAGUGAUAACGUUCCUUUUCUUCAUUUUUUCGAAAAACCGUUAAAAUUUGGCGUUCCCUUGGAAGUGCAAACCAAAUGCCUAACAACCACCAUGUACGUAGCCCGCAAAUGUCGGACCGUUGGUUCCCGCCUUAAGCACUCCUUUCACUUCCACUCUCUAUUCGUCACUCUUCCUUCCAUGCCCGCCACUUUGACCCACAAAUUCAAGACUUCCACUCACCAAGACCUGCAUUGUCUCCUGGAGAAAUGCUCUUCCAUGAGCGAACUGAAACAACUCCAUGCCCAAAUCAUCAUCCGCAGCCUGACCAAUGAAAACCUGACUCUCGGAAAACUAAUCUCUUUCUGCGCUGUUUCCGAUGCUGGCGAUCUCCGAUAUGCCCGACUGAUAUUUGACCAGGUUAUUGAACCCAAUAAGUUUAUGUACAAUUGUCUCAUAAGGGGUUACUCAAAUAGUGACGAACAAGUUAAUUCUUUACUGCUCUAUAGCAAAAUGAUUGCAUCUGGACUUUCGCCCAAUGAAUUUACUCUUCCGUUUGUUCUUAAGGUUUGUGCUGGAAAAUCUGCCUAUUGGGAUGCCGUUGUUGUUCAUGGUCAGGCUGUGAAACUAGGAUUUGGAUCUCAAGUUUGUGUGCAGAAUGCCCUCAUCAAUGUUUACGUUGUUUGCGGGCUAGUUCAAUGUGCCCAGAAAGUGUUUGACGAUAUACCGGAGAAGACAUUGGUUUCCUGGAAUUCGAUGUUUGGUGGGUAUUCUAGAAUUGGCUGUUGCAAGGAAGCCUUCUUAUUGUUUCGAAAGAUGAGAGAAUUGCAGCUGGAGCCUGAUAAAUUCACGAUGGUUAAUUUACUUUCAGUUUGUUCGCAUGGUUGUGAUUUGGAUUUGGGAAGAUACGUGCAUCAUUAUAUCGAGGUUACUGGAAUGGAGAUCGAUCAGAUCGUGAAAAAUUCCCUUUUGGAUAUGUAUGUCAAAUGUGGGAGUUUGCAUUCUGCACAAACAGUCUUCGAUAGAAUGUCUGAUAAAAAUGUAGUUUCAUGGACUUCCAUCUGUAAUGCAUAUGCUAAAUCUGGGCUUGUUGAAUUUGCCCAGGAAUUUUUUAAUAAGAUGCCCCUGAAGAAUGUGGUUUCCUGGAAUACAAUGAUCUCAUGUUUUGUUCGAGAAGGCAGAUUCAAGGAAGCUUUGGAUCUCUUCCACAAAAUGCUUAGUACAAGUGUGGUUCCAGACGAGGCUACCCUGGUCUGCAUUCUUUCAGCCUGCAGUCAAAUCGGUGAUUUAGUUACUGGAAAGGAAACCCACAAAUAUAUAUCCAAUAGUAGUAUAAAACCUAGUAUAACUCUGCUUAACUCCCUUAUGGACAUGUAUGCAAAAUGUGGUGCCCUUGGAAUUGCCAUGAAUCUCUUUCUUGAGAUUCCAGAAAAGAAUGUAGUGUCAUGGAAUGUUAUCAUUGGGGCACUUGCAUUGCAUGGUUGUGGACCAAAAGCGAUUGGCAUGUUUGAAGAGAUGAAAACUGAUGGAAUCUGGCCAGAUGAAUUCACCUUCACCGGAUUGCUUAGCGCGUGUAGUCACAGUGGUCUUGUGGACAUGGGGCGAUAUUACUUUGACAGAAUGACUUCUGUUUACAGUAUUUCACCUGAAAUUGAGCAUUAUGCCUGCAUAAUUGAUCUUCUAGGGAGAGGGGGACACUUAGAAGAAGCAAUUAGACUGAUAGGAGAAAUGCCAAUGAAGCCAGAUGUAGUAAUAUGGGGAGCUUUGCUUGGUGCUUGUAGGAUUCAUGCAAAUGUAGAAAUUGGAAAGCUUAUUCUAAAACAGUUCCUGGAGUUAGAGCCACAUACCUCUGGGUUAUAUGUGCUUCUCUCAAACAUAUUUUGUGAAGCUCAAAGAUGGGAAGAUGUAAAGAAGAUUAGGAAACUGAUGAAAGAUGGUGGGGUCAUUAAAACUAGAGCAAUUAGCUUCAUUGAAAUUGAUGGAUGUGUGCAUGAAUUUAUUGUUGAGGACAAAAGACAUGUACUUUCAAGCUAUAUAUACAUCAUGCUGGAUCAAUUAACAGAUCAUUUGAAGUCUACUGGGUGCUCAGCCGACCUUUCAAAUAUAUUUCUGGAUAUACCACAAAUGUAGCCUCGAUGUAUCAGUAAGUUCUAAACAAAUAAUUGUUUCAAACA
Ziziphus jujuba (common jujube) is the source of this 2245-nucleotide messenger RNA. Its product is annotated as pentatricopeptide repeat-containing protein At2g22410, mitochondrial-like. The coding region runs from base 186 to 2201 and encodes 671 amino acids. The record is from RefSeq and is a predicted model, not a curated record. The transcript has a single exon. Lineage: Eukaryota; Viridiplantae; Streptophyta; Magnoliopsida; Rosales; Rhamnaceae. Gene Ontology annotation, molecular function: protein binding; RNA binding. Gene Ontology annotation, biological process: RNA modification.